UAGAGGGUCAUGUCGGAUGACCGUAUGUGCUCCGUACGUUAUUACAGUGUCGUUUUAACGUUAUUAAACGUCUGCCGCUUUACGAGGAUAAUGACGGUUUUCUGGCCGUGGAGAGACGACAUUUGACUGGUUUUUGAAAAGGGAGAGCAUAGACUAAGUGUGUCUUUGGAUGGCUCAUGCAUACUCUAGUGACCUGAUAAAAAUGAGCUACUUGUGUGCUCCUAAAACGUGGGUGAGAGUAAACAGAGCGUUUCAGCUGUGGCAAACGCAUGCUCGCAAGUCAUCGGCAUCUCUUCCCUUGUGUGGUACCUCUCACUGCAGGGUUCAUGUGCAACAAACUUACUGCUACAAGGUUGGCUAUAUCAGCUGGAGGCACAUCCACCAUCUCAGGAUCACUGGGCGUAAGGGAUGGCUCUUUAAAGCAAAUCAGCUCAGACAGAAACUUGGACUCCACACCAGCUCCCCAUACUUGAACACUUCAGCCUCACGUUGGUCUGCUGGUUUGAGCCAACACAUGUCACGGGUCAGGAGCACACUGGACACAGUUUCUAAAGCUGUGAGUGGGACACAUACAGAACUUUUCUCCAAAAUUGCCAGACUCAAGCCUAAUGCUUUAAAAACAGGGAUAAAGGCUGAGGCGAGUGUUGAGUCAAUGCAAAAAGCAGAGGGGGCACCUUCUCCUGCUCCGAUUGAUGCUGCUGCUGCUCCUACUAUACCUCCUACAUCCACACCUGUAUGUAAUGUAUCUUCUCCUGAUCCCUCUAUUCCUACUGCUGCUGCUACAUUAAAUGCAAGUGCAACUACCUCCGCUAAUCCACACAGUUCUUCCCCGGCAACUAUCCCAGCUACUGUUCUUGCUGUGCGUGAAGCCAAGGAGAAAAGGCUGAGACGUGUUGUCCCAGCAGUCAAAGCCAGUGUUACCAAGAAGCAAGAGGAGCAGAAACCUUCAGUGAAAUAUCCUGAAAGCAAGGACACAACUAUCAAACAAAACACAGAACUUUUCCAUCCCAGCACCUUCUCAGUCAGCCUGGAUGAAACUUACAACUACCUGGCCCAUCACAUCAACUCCUACUUUGGUACAAAAACUCCAGAAAAGAAAGAGGACAGUGUCUCUUCUGUGUCCUCCCAGGUUCAGCAAACUAGUGACCUUGUGUCAGUGUCUGAUAAACCGGAUGCUGUUGCUCAAGCUCCCCCACCUUCCACCAAGAAAGGUUUAGGGCAUUACCUGUCCUACUCAGCUCCAACUGUACAAGCCUUUGUGGGAAGCUACAUCGCCCCCCUGGUCCCCAGGUUUAGAUCAGCUGAGCCCAAAAGUGCAGCAGUGGAGGAGAAGAAGUCGGAGGAUUCAGCAGUCAAACAGGUCGAGGCCACAAUAAGUAAGGAGCAGAAGGCUGCAGAGGAGAAGGCCAAGAAACUUCUGUUGCAAAGAGAGAAGAUCAUUGCCAGGGUGAGUGUGGACAAUCGAACCCGAGCCCUCGUUCAGGGUCUGCACAGAGCCUCAGAUGUCAGGGUCUACAUCAACAGAGUGGAGGACCUCAGCUACCAUCUGCUGGAGUUUCCAGAAACUGCUGGAGUUGCAGUCAAGGAAAAGGUUAUCCCCUGCCUACUGCGACUGAAACAGGCCAGUGAUCCAGGUCUGAGGGCAGCAGUGAGAGAAGCCCUCGCUCUGGUGGGCUAUCACUCACCCGUUAAAGGACGGGGCAUACGAAUCCUGUCCAUCGACGGUGGAGGGUUAAGAGGACUCCUUGCACUUCAGACGUUGCACAAGCUGGAGGCCCUGACCGGAAAACCCAUUUACAAACUCUUUGAUUAUAUCUGUGGUGUCAGCACAGGUGCUAUCCUUGGAUUCAUGCUGGGCGUCUUCCAGAUCCCGCUGAACGAGUGUGACGAUCUUUACAGGAAGUUGGGUUCAGACGUGUUCAAGCAGAAUGUCAUUGUCGGCACUGUGAAGAUGGGCUGGAGUCAUGCUUUUUAUGACAGCGAAGCCUGGGAGAACAUCCUCAAAGAGAAAAUGGGCUCUCACCUCCUUGUGGAGACUUCAAGAAACCCUGAAUGCCCCAAGGUGGCAGCUGUAAGCACUAUUGUGAACCGGGGCACCCCUCUGAAGGCAUAUGUGUUCAGGAACUACAACCUGCUGCCGGGGUUGCGCUCUCACUACCUGGGGGGCUGCCAGCAUCAGCUGUGGCAGGCCAUCCGCGCCACGUCAGCUGCUCCUGGGUAUUUUCAGGAGUUCACGCUGGGAAAUGAUCUGCACCAGGAUGGUGGUCUGCUCAUUAACAACCCCACAGCUCUGGCGGUCCACGAGUGCAAGUGUUUGUGGCCCAGCACCCCCUUAGAGUGUGUGGUCUCACUCGGCACGGGCCGUUAUGAAACUCCUGGGAGGAACAGCCGCACCUACACCAGCCUCAAAACCAAACUCACCAACGUCAUCAGCAGUGCAACAGACACUGAAGAGGUUCACGCCAUGCUCGACGCCUUCCUCCCUCCCAAUACUUACUUCCGCUUCAACCCUUACUUGAGCGAAGACAUCUCCAUGGAUGAGAACCGGCAGGAGAAGCUCAACAUGCUGCAGGCCGAGGGCGUCCGAUAUCUGGAGAGAAACGAGGAGAAGCUGAAGAAGGUCGCUCGCAUCCUUAAUCGAGAGAAAAGCUCCGUGCAGAAGAUGGCUGAGUGGACCAAGCUCAGAGCGGACAUGUACAACGGUCUGUCCCUCUACUCCUCCAAGUUCUAGGUCAACAAGCCACCUUUACCUCACAUGGAAACUCUUGAAUAUCUAAAACAUCCCCUAGAAUGUCCUAGAAUAUUUUACACUACCAAGAUUGGUGUCAAAGUUGUUGACUCUCUGACCUGUAGCUCUGAAGAACACUGCGUCGACGCACAAGGAGGUAAUGCAUCCACCAUGCCAGACACUAACCUUCCUCAUCACUCAUUCAUUUGGUGGCCAUUGUGGUUGGAAGCACUUAACUUUCACUCUCUUGUAUUUAAAUAAGAUGUGUCAAAGUACAAGUGGAUAAAGGAACUCCUGAAAGUUCAACUCACUCUCAUACCUAAAGGACUAGUUCAAAAUGUUUGUACCUUUUUGUGUUCUUGCCAACAGUCAAAUGAAAAGAUCAAUACCAAAAACGUAUCUGUGUUCAAAAAUAUGAGCUACUGCUUUGAGCAGCUAACUGAGCUUAGCAUUAAAAUACCCAUCCAUCCCUUUUCUACACCGCUUGUCCUGUUUGGGGUCACAGGGGCUGGAACCCAUGCAUGCACAGGAACCUUCUUGCUUUGUCCGCACAACAAAUUUACCUUUUUGGUACUAAUAAAGAACGUUAAACCUUGAACCUUGCUUUGAGGCAACUGUGCUAACCCCUGCGCAGCUGGGCAGCCCUGCAUUAAGAUAUGAGAUUGGAAAAUGAGUGGGGUGCCAGUAGCCUAGUGGUUAUGCCCGGGCACCCCAUGGACAGAGGCUCCUUAGAGUGGUUGACCCUGGUUCAAAUCUAGCCUUUUAGCUUCUAUUUGUACAUGUCAUUUCCCACUCUCUGUCUAACUCUAUUGUCCUGUCUUUACAAUAAAGGCAUAAAAACACCAAAAUAAAUGUUAUAACAAAUAAGUCCCCUCCCCCAGUCCUAACUUGUACACUCACAGAAUCUGAUGUCUUCCUGGUAGCUGUGUGAUUCAUAUAGACGUCAUGAUACUGAAUUACACAAUUUCUUUGAGACUGUCAUUCAAGGUAAGGUAAGAUGAGAUGAGAUAAGUGGGAUGUGAUGAGAUUAGAUAAAAGCCUGAUCAGAAAUAUAGCCAGAUUGUAGCCCAACUGUGUAACCACAGCCCAUUGUAAGGCCACCAAACAGUUAAAGGUUGUUAAAAAAUUAGUUGUGUUUACUUAAAAAUCCAAAAUAUCUAUUGCCCUUCUAUUUUUCUAAGUUGAUAGAACACAUUUUUAGUUUUAAGUAAACAGUACUGGAUCACUCUCAGUAUUUUGUCAUUGAAUUCAAAUUAUUUGACAAUCAUCCAUUAAUCUUCGUCAUUUUCCCGGAAUACCUUUGGGCAUUAGACACUUUUGCAUCAUGAGUGAAGUUACUCACUUAGUUAGAGAAGUCGCGUUUGAGGGGAUCAGCUUUAACAAAGCAAGGAUGAUGUACUGAACUCUGUGGAAGAUCACUUCCUCUGUCAGAGUGCACUUUCCAGUCUUUUUUAUUUGCGUUCAAUCAAAUCAGCUUACUUUGGGUGGCAUAAUUGUUUUAAAAUUAAAACAACUGCAGUGGAUGAGGAACAUGUUCAUUCGGUAUUUUAACUUGAGUCUUACUCAAAAAAAAUCUACUACAUAUCGGUAACGACAAAUAUUUACAGUAUUUCAACCUGUUUGGUUUUACAGUGAACAACUCCCCACAACUAUUCUUUUCCCCUCUGGGGAUCAUCUGUUUACAUAAAGAAAAGCAAGCAUAGCUAACUAACUGCAAAUUUUUCUGACAUGUUACCACUUUUGUGCCUCAAGUUCCAUUUAAGGAAUAGCCAGUUUAUAGUUUCGUCUUGUCUUUGAUACAUAGAGAUGAGUCCACAGGUUGCCUGUCUGUCAGCCUAGACAGGAUAAGAUUUGUGUUGCUGUAGUCUGACAUCAUGCCAUAGUAAAAGACAAAAAAGAUGAUGUGGUCCAGGCAUAAGAUAGAAUAAGAUAUGUUUAGAUAAGUUAGGGUAUGAUAGUACUUUAUGAUCUCUGAGGAAAAUUCAGUUGUUUUAGAAGCACAAAGACAAAAAUAGUAAGUAAGGAAAUUCAAGUUAGAAUCAUAAAAAAAAAAAAAGAUUUAAAAAAAAUAUAUAGCUGGUUGACUGGAAGAACCACAGAUAGACUCAUCUGUACAUGCAGGUUAUAAGUGUUAAGGUUCUUUUAAAGCAAGUUUGAAGAGUUGUUUUGGGUUUUUAGGUGAAAAUUCACAAAAUAUUAAUAAUUAUGUAAUGCAGAAUCUUGUUUUCCAGACAUAUCUAAUGCAAUGGUAGAGUGCCCCAUUCACUACUUUAUACACUGUCUCAAAUUCUCCUGGGCUCACUCAUUCACCUACUGCACCCUUGAUAUCACUGAAGCCUGUGAGGAUUCAGUGCUCAGGCUUUAGGAUGGAUGAGUUUGGGAAACUAUCCAGAGGAAAAAAAGCCUGGUGGACCAAGUGCUAAGCUAAGCUAACAAGGUGCUUUCUUUAAAGCAGCUGUUCUCAACUGGACAGACAUCAGGACCCACCACCACCUCCUUAAGAGAAAUUGUGACCCAAAUUUUUGCAAAUUUUCAAGCACUCAAAUUUAUCAAAUGAAGAAUUUGGCAGUUUUGACCCUAAAUGGGAUAUAUACAACCAAUCAAAGAGCCAGGCCAAAAUAAUCACUUUUUAAAAGAACAAACAGAAAGAAAUGAAUGCAUGCCUUUAAUUUUAACCCCAUUUUCCUAAGACAGGAAGGAAAUUUGGUAAUUUCAUAAGGAAUUUCAUCAAUAUCUUUGGAAAAAGCUAACCUGGCACGCUAGAUGGAUGUGUUACACACAUCCUUCUGGAAAACACUCAAACACAGCUUUUGGAGAAGGGCAGAGCCUUUGAAAAAAAAACUUGGAGGGUCUUUGGAUGAAUGUUCUGUCUGUCACAUCUUUACAGGCCAAUCAAAACAAAACACGUGACAUAGCCGCUAGCGAGGAGUAAACUCCAGAGAACUGCAUAAAGCAAACCAUGACGAUUGUAGACAUGUCAGUACAUGACUUUAGUUUCUGAAAAGAAAACAAGUCACUGCUGUUCUUUGUUCUUCUUUUAAUGAAGAAAUCUCAUCAAGUUCUGAUAAUACUGGUACUUUAGCAGCA
Molecule: messenger RNA, 5815 nt
Organism: Cheilinus undulatus (humphead wrasse)
Lineage: Eukaryota; Metazoa; Chordata; Actinopteri; Labriformes; Labridae
Product: calcium-independent phospholipase A2-gamma-like
Exons: 10
Coding region: 170-2731 (853 amino acids)
Biological process (GO): arachidonate metabolic process
Cellular component (GO): membrane
Source: RefSeq, a predicted model, not a curated record